Pelodiscus sinensis (Chinese soft-shelled turtle) is the source of this 8498-nucleotide messenger RNA. The record is from RefSeq and is a predicted model, not a curated record. Lineage: Eukaryota; Metazoa; Chordata; Testudines; Trionychidae.
UGCUGAAGCUAAAAGUUCACAGUAGUGUCUCCAUAGAAGUCUGUCUCAUUGAAGUCUGCCAGUGCAAAAAUAUGUUAUAUUUGCCUGCUCAGGCAGUGGUACCCAGUAGCUAAGCAGAUGAAUUCUAGCAUAUACUUCAUUGGUUACAUAAGACCUUUCUUUUUUCCAUAAGCUGUUAAGGAUAAUAGAACUAUUCAAAAAUAGCACGUCAGUUGGUGUGAUGUGGCAUGGUACGGUUUGUUAAUGGUUCUUUCUUGCCUGAAGCCAUCCUGGGUAGAUCUCAUAUAAGGCCCUCACAUGUGAAUUAUUAUCCUGACGCUCAUUUUUCUGUAUUGUCUGGCAGAGCGGUGGUGGAGGCAGUUCAUAGACUGGAUCUCAUACUCGGUAACAAGGCAGCUUAUCAAGAAGUAUUCAAGCCAGAGAACAUCAGCUUGAGGAACAAGUUGCGAGAGCUGUGUGUGAAGCUGAUGUUCCUGCAUCCAGUGGAUUAUGGGAGAAAAGCAGAGGAACUGCUGUGGAGAAAGGUUUACUAUGAAGUUAUCCAGCUCAUUAAAACAAAUAAAAAGCACAUUCACAGCCGCAGCACCCUGGAGUGUGCAUACCGGACUCACCUAAUUGCUGGCAUAGGAUUUUACCAACACCUUCUUCUCUACAUUCAGUCUCACUAUCAACUGGAGCUGCAGUGCUGUAUUGACUGGACUCAUGUAACAGACCCACUCAUAGGAUGCAAGAAACCUGUGUCUGCAUCGGGGAAAGAAAUGGAGUGGGCACAGAUGGCGUGUCACAGAUGUCUGGUUUAUCUGGGAGAUUUAGCUCGCUAUCAGAAUGAGCUGGCAGGUGUGGACACGGAACUGUUGGCUGAGAGGUUUUACUAUCAAGCCCUUUCUGUUGCGCCACAAAUUGGGAUGCCCUUUAACCAGCUGGGGACACUGGCAGGGAGUAAAUAUUACAACGUGGAAGCUACCUACUGCUACUUACGCUGUAUCCAGUCUGAAGUAUCCUUUGAAGGUGCCUAUGGUAACCUGAAGCGGCUAUAUGACAAGGCAGCCAAAAUGUAUCAUCAGCUGAAGAAGUGUGAAACCAGGAAGCUGUCUCCAAGCAAAAAACGAUGCAAAGACAUUAAAAGGUUACUGGUGAGCUUUAUGUACUUGCAGAGCCUUUUGCAGCCAAAAAGCAGCUCUGUGGACUCUGAGCUAACAUCUCUUUGCCAGUUGGUGCUGGAGGAUUUCAACCUUUGCUUGUUCUACCUGCCUUCUCCUCCUAACCUGAGCUCAGCUAGUGAAGAUGAAGAGGAAUACGAGAGUGGCUACUCCUUCCUUCCUGACCUCCUCAUCUUCCGCAUGGUGAUCAUCUGCCUAAUGAGUGUUCACAGCCUCAAAAGGGCAGGUUCAAAGCAAUACAGUGCAGCCAUUGCUUUCACACUGGCUCUCUUUUCUCAUCUGAUAAACCACGUCAAUAUUCGCCUGCAAGCAGAACUGGAAGAAGGGGAGAAUCCAGUUCCAGCCUUCCAGAACGAUGGCACAGAUGACCAAGAGACUCGGGAACCCGUGAACUCCAUUGACAAGGAAGCAGAUGCUGACUUAGCCAACCACCGGCCCACCGAUGAGCAGAGGAAGAAAGACAGCCAGAAGGGCAAAAAAUACUCUCGUCUCUCCUGCUUGCGCCGCCGGCGCCAUCCCCAGAAAGUGGAUGAGAGUGACCUAAGUGAGGGCUUCGACUCUGACUCCAGCCAGGACUUCACUAAGGGCAGUGAUGGCUCGGAGAGCGGCUCGGAGAAGAGCGAUGAGGAGGUGGAGACGGCCUUUGAUGUGGAGACAGACUCGGACAUGAACAGCCAGGAAUCCCGUUCAGACUUGGAGGAUAUGGAAGACGAGCCAGGGGAAGAGGGAGGUGGCCGAACCAAAAGCAUGAAAAACGGGGCCAAAGAGGCCUUAAAAAAUGGCAUGGAGGGGAGCGGGUUGGUGGACUCUAAAAACCUAAGUGUCUCCAAGACUGAGAAUUCAGAUGCUGCAGUUAAUGGGCCAGGGUCCAUGGGCACUAAUGAAGCUAGCAUAGCCAGUAACCUCCAGGCCAUGUCCACACAGCUGUUCCAGACCAAACGCUGCUUUCGCUUGGCUCCCACCUUCAGCAAUGUCCUUUUGAAACCAACUCAUGAACCAGCUCCCAUGAAGGAGGUAGUGGACAGCAAGCCUUGUGUCAAUGGGGAUGUGGAGAAACCUGGCUUCCCCGAACAAGACCACAUGAAAAUUGCGGAUCUCAGCAGACCACGUAAUGAUCUUUCGAAAUAUGACUUGUCUGACUCUGAAGAGAGCAUCUCCAGUAAUAAAUCCUGUAAGAAUGAGAGAUCCCUGCAAGAGAAACUAGAGAUCAUAACCAAUGAGGGCCUGCUUCCGACGGUCAAGGUGUUCCUGGACUGGUUGAGAACCAACACUGACCUCAUCAUCAUGUGUGCCCAGAGCUCCCAGAGUCUAUGGAACAGACUGUCUGUGCUUCUGAACCUUCUGCCUUCUGCUGGAGAACUGCAGGAACCAGGGCUGGCUCUUGGGAACGAAAUCAAGGACUUAAUGAUUGGCUGUGAGCUCCCAGACCUGAGCACCAACUUGCUGCUUCCAGAAGACGUGGCUCUCCGUAACUUGCCCCCUCUGAAAAAUGCACACAAGAGGUUUAACUUUGAACAGGACAGACCCAUGCUCUCAGCCGUGGAGGAGUCCGUGAUUCGUAUUUGCUGCAUCCGCAGCUUUGGCCACUUCAUCACCCACUUGCAAGGCAGCAUCCUGCAGUUUAAUUCGGAGGUUGGGAUCUUCAUUAGCAUCGCUCAGUCUGAGCAGGACAACUUGUUGCAUCAGGCCCAAGCCCAGUUCCGCAUGGCUGCAGAAGAAGCUCGUCGGAACAGGUUAAUGAGAGACAUGGCUCAGCUCCGACUGCAGUUGGAGGUUUCUCAGCUGGAGGGGAGUCUCCAACAGCCCAAAGCUCAGUCUGCCAUGUCUCCUUAUCUUGUCCCAGACACCCAAGCUCUCUGCCAGCACCUCAACAUCAUCCGGCAGUUAGCUACCAGCGGGAGGUUCAUCAUCAUCAUCCCUCGCACAGUGAUUGAUGGUUUAGACUUCCUGAAAAAGGAGAAUGCAGGCGCGCGUGACAGCAUCCGAUAUUUAGAGGCAGAAUUUAAAAAAGGAAACAGGUACAUUCGUUGCCAGAAAGAUGUUGGGAAAAGCUUUGAGAGGCAUAAACUGAAAAGACAGGAUUUAGAUGCCUGGAACCUCUAUAAAAUAUUGGACAGCUGCAAACAAUUGACAGUGUCACAAGGGAAUGGAGAGGAUGACACCACGGGAAUGGUUACCAUUAUAACUGGCUUUCAGCCGGAGGAUCCAAGCAAAUUCUCUGCACCCAUGCAGUCUGCUAUCCAGGCAGCUGCCAGUGCCAGUGUAGAAAUAAAACAUGUGCUGGAGUUCUACAAGCAGUGGAAGGAGAUGGGCUGACAGUUAGAAGGGCAUCGGGUUGGUGUACCUUUCUCUCCCCCUCUCAGAACGCGCAGUGUCUGAACGAAGGAAACAAAACACAGGCGAGAUUUAAGACGCGAAGCAGCAGCAGCAACCAUGACAAACAAAUCCAGUUCCGGCAGGCACACAAAAACACCCACCACCCACACCCUGAGCAGACGACUGUACAUUCCCAGCAGCGCCAGCGGCUCUGAGAAGAGAGACAUCUCAGCGAGGCCAAGAAGAGAUCUGCCCUUCUCCCGGUCGGCAGGGAUGGGCGAGAGACGGGCAGUCGUUCAUCCCCACAAAGCCUGCUUGGUCACCCCCAAUUGGCAGGCAGCUCCGCGUAGGUACUUUAUGUAAACAAGCCAAAUCUGCCGCAGUGGAAGUGGAGUAUCAGAAGAGGCUAGCCUCCAGGACCGAGGACAAAGAUCCAAAGAGUGCUCUUUGUUGGGAAUCUGGUGAUAGGAACACGAACACCUUUUUAAAUUAAUUUUUCCAUCUUUUGUCUUUUAAUUUUUAGCAUAUAUAUUUAAAAGCCUUUGAGGGUCUGGAUCCUUUUCAAAUGUUAAAGAAAUUAAAGAAAAAAAGGCAAUGAUGAUGCUAUUUUUAAAGCAAAAAACCAACCCUCCCCCCCAAAAAAACCUUUCCAUGAAGUUUUAGGAACAAAUUUAUUUAUUCCUCUCCUCCUCUUUCCACACUGGGGAGAAUGCAAAAGUGAUUGUUUUCUGUAGAGAGAAGCACCAGCUGGAAGCCUUUCCUAUUUUGCUAGGGGUUUGGUGUGCAUUCCUUGCUUUUGUUCUUGUUGCGUGUGUUGUGAGCCAUGAUAGAUCUGUCUUGGGUUGAUUGAGAGAAGAGGAGGAAAGGUUUCUUUCCUUCUCCUAAAUGACCCCCGUCGCCAGCAGGGGUCAUUUGUGCAGGGGAAGGAUAAAGGUGAAUGCGAUCCAGGCUAGUUGCUGGGAGUCAGAAUGGAGCUGCAUUGGAUGCUUAGACAGUGGCAAGGGUUUUUGAUUUGGCCUGAGUCUACUGAGACUCAGGAGACAAAUCAGACCUAAAAACAUCUCCAAAGGAUCCCUAAUUCCUCUUCUUGUGUUUUGAGUGGGCCGUUGGAGAGGACAGGAUUUUCACUAUCUCUGCAGUUGUUCUCAGUAAUACCUUCUUCCGUGUAAAUCAGGAGAAGUUUGCAGAGCUUGUGUGGUCCCUAGGAGCAGGAGGGGGAAAUGCAGUGACCAGUGCAAGCCAAAGUCAGCCAGAACUCGCCCGUGGACUGUUCUGUGUACGGCAACAUCCAUAAAGGACGGGAAGAAAAUAGCUGGACAGAUGCUGGAAUUUGCUCCGUUUGUUUCCUGUGAGGCAGAUUUACAAACCUCUCCUGCACCAUCUCUAACAUCUUCUAUCUGACUUCUGGUGACAUUAAUACCUGUGACUGAAAAGCAUAUCUCUAUAUAAAGAUCACUAAGCACUGGGUAGCAGUUACAGCAUCUCUUUGCAAUUGAUCUGUGUCUUUUAAGACCAGAUGUCCCCAUCUACUUGAAUCAGCAGCAACUAUGCAAAUAAUGAGUUUAACCCACUGGUCUCUGUCAGGCUGUUUUAAUGUGGCCUGCCAAAAAGCUGCUAUAACAGGUUACAUACUUUGAAUGGACCAUUUAAAAAAAAUGACCAUUUCCAAACCCUGAAGAUUUCCCAGCAUAACAAAUUAUACCAGGAUUGCCAAAUAUCCUGUUUUUGGUUCGGACAAUAUGAAUCCUACAGAAUUCAUCCGCCAUGCAGUUGAGAUCAUUUGCAGCCAGCAACUUGGUUGCUCAGUUACGGUGAUUUUUUUUAAAAUUCCUUUGGAAAGCAGAGAGAGUACAGGGUCAGCGUUACUAACAAGUUUUAUGACUUCACCUGAAACUUCUGGUGCGUUACUAGGCCAUGCCAAGAAGACAGCUUAUGCAAAAAUGCUGUGUGGGGACUUCCAUUCAAUUCUGAUGACUUCCUAUGUUUACAGAUUUCAGCUGUAGCAUAUCUCCAGGUGGAGUUUGGUGCAUGACUUUUAUUCUUUCCCACACGAAUGCCACUAUUUUCUUUUAUUGGAUCAGUUUCUGUUUAGCUUGUGUUGUUAUUUAAUGGAGAUGCAGAACGUAAAAAAAAAACCCACCCUGGGUAUGCUGCUUUCACAGAAAACUUCCCGGCUGAGUUGUACGAGCCAGAGCAGUGUAGUGAACAGGCGAACAGAAUCACCCUCUGCCUGCUUGUCCCUUUUUUGACAUGGUGCUGGCCAGUGCACUAAAUUACACUCCCCACUGACCCAUGAGUCUAGGGCAGCUUGAACCCUGCCUCGUGGAUCAGACUUCUCGCUAGUAUUUGGGUGUUCUGCUCAGCUCCUUUCGGUAGGACGCAAACUGGAACCUGCUGCAAUGAGAACAUCGUAGUGGAAGCAAGAUCUUGCACUACGAGAAGCGUUGCCACAGCGGGUCACCUCUUUAGUCCUAGGAAAUACUUAUUUUUUUUCUUCCUUCUCGGUAUGUAGUCUGCAACAGGCUGUUUUGGUUUUGAAAAGAUACUGGAAUCAUUCUGCAAUUAAAGUCCAAAGCUUGGUGGGAGGGAAGCUGUGCAGAUGGAGCGUAUUUCAAUGGCCGUGGACAAGAUGGGGAGGGAGCAGUGCAAAUGAAGCAGAAACUGAAACCCGGUCCCUUGCCGACAGACUCCGCUGGCAUGGCAGUUACAAUUUCCAAGUCAUCGGUGCAACCUAAAAUGGGGACUAGAACCCUGGAGCUGAUCUUUGUGACUCAGGGAUCAUGUACAGAGCGGGGGUGGGGAGCAGCUGCCCAGCACUGCACUAUUGUGACCAUGCAAUUUGGAGGCGGCUAGGGAAGAGCCACGACACAGAAGAGACGUCGAAGCGGAUGCCGCUGCUGCCUGCCAUUUGAAAUGGAACGACCACUUGCGCAGUCAGUUGAGGGGGGUUGUUUUGAUAGUUGCAUUAGGGCAGGCAAGGCAUUUUCAAAUGUCCUUUUUGGAAGGUGUUUUUUAACCUCACAUUUAUUUGGUAACAAUAAACGUUGCUGAGCUACAAAGAGAUCCCUCUGCGUGUAUCCGGAAAGAGAAAUCCAAGCAUGAUUUUUUUUUUAAAGGGGGAGAGCGUAUCUGUAUUUUGUCAACAUCCCUGUCUUGAUGCCCUGCCUUUCUCAAGGGUAUUUUUGGUCUUAUUGCAAGUACAUUAUGGGAGAUGGGGAAGAUCUUUGGCUGUCCUCUGUCAUGAGGAGUUCUGGUUGCCCCCUUAGUGGUGUAGACGAACAUGUAGACCCUUCUGCUGUCUCCGUGCAUGUUUUGCACCUUCUUUCUGUUGCGAUAGGAAGCUUCAAGCAGAGAGGGUCACUGUUCAAAGAUGCGCCUUGAAGUUCCCCAUGCAUGCUUUUAUCCUCCAAAACAUGUGGCCGUGCCACCAUGAUUAAAUGCAAGCAACACAUGUUCUGUUCCCUUGCUGGAUUUAAUCUAAACUGGAAAAGGGACGGAGAACAGUAUCUUGAGUUUGUGAAAAAGCACAGCCAUAGAGCAAAGCAUCAAGGAAGAUGGCACAUUGUUUCUUCUUAUAAAAUAUUUUUCUAGCCAUGGCCUAUGAUUGGAGAUACUACUUGAUUAUUUUCAGGAGAGGUGCAAGGGAGGAUGCUUUUAAGACCCGAUUCUGCAGCUUACAAUGGACCAGAUUCCCAACUAGCAUCAGCUGGCGCAGGUCUGUCAAAAAUAUGCAGCCAUGACUAAAUGCAUAAUUGGAGCUGUGCUGACUUAGUCCAGCAGGGGACUUGGUCCAGGAAUGCUCAAUCCCAGGCUAGCUCUUAAUCAGAGGUGGCCACUUCUAAUGAACUGCAAUGGCCGUUAUUAAACCCAAGCAUUUCUCCAGUGGGAGAAUGCGAGUUGAUGGCCCAUAGUGCUAGUGCCUGGAAGCUCUUAACAUUGUGGUUUGGGUCUUGCAGAAGUCUGCCGCAGCGUUUAAUAGAGCCACCCUGAAAGGUAGCUGUAAACUGACUUCCCAAGCUAUCUCUAAUGCAGCAUUCGAGACUUGCAAAGCCAGCUCAUCUUCUGCUAACACAAAUGGUGCUAUCUUGGUAGCUACGAAAAGCUUCUUAGACCAGGUCCAAGCUAGCCCCUGGGGAGAGAUGUUAGCUCGAAGCAUAAUGCCUACUAUGCUGGUAAAAAGAAAAAAUGCUUUAUGGGGUUAAAACAUUGGCUUAAAUUGAAUCAUUUUGUGUAUUUCUGGGCUUUGGUUUUCUUUUUAUCUCCCUUGAGUUGGGUUCCCAGAAGCUUCAGCAUGACAGCCUCAUGCCCCGAGACUGUCGGUUUCUGGGGGCUAGCGGCGUCCCUAAUUUCUCAUGCAGGUGGCAGGUUUGUUUUGCCAGCAGCCAUCUAUACGUGUAGCUAUGGGUGAAAAACAACUGUUCAGUAUGUGUUGGGCAGUGUACUGUAUGGGUAGGCUGUGCCAAACAACUCUGGUCUGUUCCUCCACUUUGGUCACGUGAUUGUUUGAAUGCCCUUUGACACGACUCCGCUUUUCAUUCUUGACAUCUAGCAAGGUGUCUGCUUAAAGGGGGAGGGGUGGAAUACAGUGUGAUACCAGCUGAGGAUGAAAUUAAGAGGUCUGCAAGGAUGAGCAGGGAAUUAGUAGAGGGAUGACUUGUGGCACCCAGUCCUUCCUCUGCUUCUGCAAACAUUAAAACCCACGUUGAGAGCAGUGUUGUUGGGUUGGUGCCAGAGUUGCUUCCCCUCCAGUCAUUUUGUAGCACAAAUGACUCCUAGCCUGUGGAUUCGCUGUUCAGUGCAUAUUAACCAGAGAGGAAUAGACACACAUUCUGGAUUAACAGUCCACGCGAUGUGUGUCUUAGGGGAACAGUGCCACACGUUAGUCAGUUGUUUGAUAAUAUAAACUUGAAGAGGGUGCAGGGCACAGGGCAUUGCAGGGCCUUUUGACCUCUGGUUUCAUGGCAUGCGUCUGACCGUGGUUGGAACACAUUGACUGGCUUAAUAAAGUACAAGAUGUUUGUA